UCUGUUUUUAUUUGGAGUGCAGAUCUGGGCGUCCAUCACUUUAACCUGCACACGUUUAGUUAUUGAGUGUAGUUGAUGUUUGGCAGCAUUUUAUAAGUGACAGUUCAUGAACGGUGCAGGAACAGAGGACGCCUGACCAUCCUACCUGUGUCAGUUUCCUGUAACAGAGAUGUAAACCACCGUUUUCUGAUGGUGCUGCACUGUGACAUAAACACGGCCACUUUAUUAGCAUGCUCUGGCUGUGGUGGUGGAGGUGAAUGAGGGGGAAAGGUCUGUCCUGCUGCCCUGUCUGUUCUCAGGUUUUAUACCUGACAACUCCACAGUGAUGUGGACUCGCAGUGAUAUCGAUCCCAAAUUUGUACAUCAACGAGGAGGAGGAGACGAUGUUAGAGGACAAAACCAGCGUUACAGCAGACCAGCAGGUGGAGGUGAAGGUGGAGGAAGGGUCAGAGUCUGUCAUCCUGCCGUGCAAAACAACACAUCACAACUCAUCACAGUCCAUGAGUUUUCUAACAGAAAUGAUGAGCUUAUAACUCAGGACGACCUUUACACAGACUGAACAAAGAUGAACAAAGACCUGCUGAGAACUGGAGACCUCAGUCUGACCCUGAAACAGCCCACAGAGAGAGACACAGGAGGAUACAUCUGCACCAUCUACAGGGACAAAGAUAUCCUGAGACAGAAAGUAGCGCUGCAGGUCAAAGAACCAUUUCCAUCUUGGGCAAAAACUCUCCUGGUUCUCAUGAUUCUUCUUGUGGUUCCUGGAGGUCUUUUAUGUCAUUUCUGGCACUGUUUCAUGUCAGUUUACAAAGUGGAGGUGGAUUUAGGGGUGGAGUCUGUCCAGCUGCCCUGCAAAACUUUAGUUAACGUCCUCAAAGACCCUAAAGUGGAGUGGAAGGACAGAAUGAACAGGAAAGUCCAUGUUUACCAGAACGAUUCUGAGCACCAUGAUGAACAGGACCAGAUUUACAACAACCGAACAAAAAUGAGGAGAAACUUACUGAAACCUGGAGACUUCAGUCUGACUCUAAAGUACCCCACAGAUGGAGACACAAAUACCUACACCUGCAGUGUCUACAGCAAGAAGGGAAAGGAAUCUAUUAAGAAAGAAGUGGAGCUAAGAGUCAGAGGGUUUAACAGUCUUGGUCCUAAAUCCUUGUACUGGAUAACUGGUGACCAAACAACCUUUUUAUAUCUGUGCUGGGCAGGCUGAAGGACAAGUGAGUGACGUGUGAAAGAGGUGACUGACAUGGGUUAGUGACACGGGGGUUCAUAAUGUUCACAAUGGUAUUUUAUUAGUUGUUGGUUUAACCAUG
Messenger RNA from Oreochromis aureus, 1316 nucleotides. RefSeq lists its product as uncharacterized. Gene Ontology annotation, biological process: negative regulation of T cell proliferation; immune response; positive regulation of T cell proliferation. Gene Ontology annotation, cellular component: external side of plasma membrane. The coding region runs from base 566 to 1213 and encodes 215 amino acids. The record is from RefSeq and is a predicted model, not a curated record. NCBI's taxonomy places the organism in Eukaryota, Metazoa, Chordata, Actinopteri, Cichliformes, Cichlidae. The transcript has 7 exons.